This is a messenger RNA of Entamoeba histolytica HM-1:IMSS, 1095 nucleotides long. RefSeq lists its product as uncharacterized. The transcript has a single exon. Bases 1 to 1095 code for a protein of 364 amino acids. Lineage: Eukaryota; Evosea; Mastigamoebida; Endamoebidae. The record is from RefSeq and is a predicted model, not a curated record.
AUGAAUAAUUUUGGAUUUAAACAACAAAAAACUGUUAAAUUACCACUUAAAAUAGAAUUGAAUAAAGAAAAAAUAAUUAAAAUGGUACAAACAUUACAUCAAUAUAAUGAUAUUGAUGCAUCAUGGAUAUUUACAUUUGAUACUUAUGAUUUUAGACUUUUUGUUGGUAAUUCAGAAGAAAGUAUUAUUCACAAUGAUACUGAUAAAAGUAUAGAAUUAUACGUUGGAAGAGAAACAAGAAAUUCUACAAUUGCAUUUUGUGUUUCAGGAAAUGGUUAUUGUUUUCCUCCUUUAUGUUGUGUUCAAACAGAACAAAUGAGUAAAGAAUUAGAAAAACAGAUUCAUGGCAUUCACCAUGAAAUAGGAAGUAAUUUUAUAACAAAACAUUCAAUAAUCAAUUAUUUAAAAAAUAUUUUCAUUCCAACUGUUCAACAACUUAAAGAACAUAAAGAAUAUAAAGGUUCUUCAAUAUUAAUUCUUCCUCAUUUCUUUAAAAAGAUAAUUCAAGACCAAACUUUAUUCAGUCUAUUUAAUGAAAAUGAAAUUUUUAUAGAAUUUAUUAAUGAACAUUUAUGGUAUUGUACUCCUUUAGAACGAAUAUUUAGAAAUAUAACAAAUGAUAUUAUUUUAAAAGAUAUUGAUCUAUGUAAAACAGAAACAAGAAUAACUGUUUUAGGAAAGAAAAAAUUAUUACUUUAUUUCAUAGAUAGAUUAUGUAAUAGAGAUGUUAUUUCUAGAGAAUUUUUUAAUUCUAGAUUUAUUUAUGGUUUUAAUUAUCUUUCUAUUGAAAAUGUAGAACUUGAACUUUCAUAUAUUCUUAAUCAAAAUAAUACCUUAAUUAAAAUAAAUUUACCAUCAAAUAUAACAGAAGAUACUUUUAUAAAUCUUUUUUCAUUAAAUGAAAUUAAUCCAUUUUAUCAAGACGUUAUUCGACUCACUUUGAAUAGCAAUGAAUUUCAAAAAUGUCAAACAAAAAAACUCCAAAAUGAUUUUCUUAUUCAUAAAUUUGGAACUGAAAUUAUUCCAAGUAUUGACUAUUUAAUUCCACACGAAAUUGAUAUUUCUGAACCACAAAAACGACUACUUAGUAAAUAA